AUCGCCACCCUGUUCCGGCCUCCUCGUGGGCGAGAUGAUCUCCCAGUCGUCAGUCUGACGUUCCAACUCUGACCAAAUCUCUGCAAAUAACAACGAUCCCAUUCAUACAGUAAUCCGGAAUAUCCGGCAUGAAAUUUGCAGCCCCGCCAGUAAAGGUGGCGUGCUUGGCUUGCCGCGCAUCAAGAACCCGUUGCGAUGGAGGCCAAACAUGCCAUAAUUGCCUGGUUCGAAACCGAGAGUGCCUCUACGCCCCUAGCAAAAGAGGUGGCUCACGGAGGACAAGAGCACACCCAUGGAAGGCCGACAGCCUUCCUGUAGCACAACGUUCCAAACGAACAUCACAACAUCUUUCAAGCGACUUCACCGCCCUCGAGCAAAUUGGUCAUCUCAUUUCCCCUGGCGCAGGGCUGAAACGUCCCGAAUAUGUUGAAGAGCGUGCCGAGGCAGAUACAGGGCGCCACCCUGGGGCUCCGAUAAAUCCGAUUGCACAUUUCCCUCUAAGGGUUUAUGGAAGUGACAAGGCCGUAUUGAAUGCAUACUACACGUAUAUUCACCAAUAUUUCCCAAUACUCCCCCCACCAAAUUCACCACUAGAGCCCGAUCACCCUAUGCACUGGCCUUCCACAGAAGCCUUCAAAACCCUUCCAUACACUACUUCUCCACUCAGUCUGGCAAUCUCUGCAGUACUAGCCCUCAUUCCCUUGCGACAGGAAGAACAUUACGAUACAGUGGUAUCUACAGCUGCACGAACGUCUUUGGCACAGAGGUUUGCCCACGCGGCGCUUGAGCAUAUCGAGGCUGACUCUGAAUUUCUCGACUUCACCACAGCGCAGUCUCCCGGGUGGCUGGACGAGGAGCUACCUAUAUCUCGCACUCCCUUUCACUCACAAGCCCCCGCAGAGCUUGAGAGUGUCCUAGCUCUUCUUAUUCUGGGCAACUACGAACAUGCUCAACGCGGAAACCUGCUUAAAAUGACUUGUCGUGCGAGCCAAGCGUUAGUUACGGCGAAGAACUUGUCUCUCCAUCACCUGGGGCCAGAAACCGACAAGUUCUCAGAAGCAAGGAGAAGAGCGUGGUGGAUGACGUACUAUUACGCACAUUUGUGUUCCGUCGUUCGCCAGAGCGCAUCGAUCAACGUUGGUGAUGAUAGCGAGUUCACAACUCCAUAUCCUCAGCUAGAAUCCGAUCCAGAGGCAUGGUCCAUUUUUAUCGAAUCGCUGCGUAUCUCUGUAGCCAGUGUUCGAUUCGCAGCUAGCCACAAAACCUCUCUUGAGUCACAGGCGGGAGCUGACAGCAUUUACGAACAAAUGGAUAAGCUUGACAGAUGGGUGGUGCUGGCUGCUGCGAGAGCGGAAUCAGACCUGCCCGUGUCAUCAACUGCGCAGCUGGAUCCCGCAAGUGAGCUCGUGACGGCUCAAGUCAUGCGACGCAUUUGUCGAAUCAGAUUUUCCAGUGCGAGAAUCCGGAUCCAUCGGUAUCACGCAUUCUCAGACAUUCCGCUGUUUGCAAAGAAUCAUUGUGAUCUUACGCCUUCCGAUAUCUUGAACGUUUCCAGCAGUGGCCUGGUGUCCAUGAGCGACACUCCAUCCGCCCUGUUAGCGGCACCGACUUUCACUCCCGAUCAAUCAGCUGCAAUAUGUGUUGAAUCUGCUUUGACAAUUUCUCGACAACUCCAGAACUUACCGGCUCCCAAUGCUGAUUACGCUGGCGAUGUACUUUCUUGCACUAUGCCUACAACUUCAUGCUGCGCAAUGCAGGCUAGUUACGCCUUGUUGAUGCAGUUUUGUAGACUCCGCGUUAUGUCUCAAAUCCCCGCCGUGCCUACAAGCAGCAAAACCUCUCCAGAACGCCUGAUUGAGGAACUUCGUCAUGGAUUAGAUGGAAUUAUUGCUGCAAUGGAAGGUUUCGCAGGGGUGUUCCAAGCAAUCAGUGGCAUGACAGAUGAAGUUGAUGCUGCCUACCAAGUUGCAUUUCAGGUCACCUUCCCUGAAUUUGGAGAUUAAAUCGAGGUCAUGAACCUGGAAAGUCUUGCUACUGAGUUCGAGAUAUCGUUUGAGCUUUUUUAACUGCAAGCGCAAGGUAUACUGACUACCAGGGGUUCAGGGACACUUAUUAGGUAUAUAUGGCUUAAUUAAUGUUGAUGGGAGAAAACAAUUUGCUGGUUGCUACCGUGGGAAUCUUGACGCUUGGCUCGUCUCUUUUGAGCCAGCUCCCUCUACUAGCACUAAUUCUAUAGAAGACUUUCCAGAGGUCACGUAUCGAUUAUUGCAUGAUGUAGAGUGAUCGAAUACUAUAUGAUAGACAAAUACUGGAUAGCGUAUGGUAGGUUCAAUCCUACUGGUAAUAGUUUAAACAGGAUUAAAAUUUCACUCUCGCAAUCCUG
Ilyonectria robusta is the source of this 2383-nucleotide messenger RNA. RefSeq lists its product as uncharacterized. The transcript has 10 exons. Gene Ontology annotation, molecular function: DNA-binding transcription factor activity, RNA polymerase II-specific; zinc ion binding. NCBI's taxonomy places the organism in Eukaryota, Fungi, Ascomycota, Sordariomycetes, Hypocreales, Nectriaceae. Gene Ontology annotation, biological process: regulation of DNA-templated transcription. Bases 129 to 2003 code for a protein of 624 amino acids. The record is from RefSeq and is a predicted model, not a curated record.